This is a messenger RNA of Rhinocladiella mackenziei CBS 650.93, 798 nucleotides long. RefSeq lists its product as uncharacterized. The transcript has a single exon. Bases 1 to 798 code for a protein of 265 amino acids. NCBI's taxonomy places the organism in Eukaryota, Fungi, Ascomycota, Eurotiomycetes, Chaetothyriales, Herpotrichiellaceae. The record is from RefSeq and is a predicted model, not a curated record. Gene Ontology annotation, molecular function: oxidoreductase activity, acting on the CH-OH group of donors, NAD or NADP as acceptor.
AUGAAUACUGCUCCCACAAAGAAGUUCUGCGGGAAGGUUGUAGCAAUUACCGGUGCUACAUCAGGAACCGGCUUCGCGUUGGCGGAGCCGCUGUACGAGCAAGGCGCAUCUCUUGCUGUCAGCGGCCGAAAUGCACAACGACUGGAAGUUCUUUCGCAAGCACUGAGCAAGCAGCAGAAUGUACCUGAACAGCGGUUCAUUGCAACCAUCGUCGACGUAGGAAAAGAAGCGGCACAGGUAGAUGCCUGGGUCGAGCAAAUAAUUUCGAUUUUCGGGAAGCUAGACUGCGCUGCGAAUGUCGCAGGUGGCUCAGCUGGGGAAAGUUUCUCUCUGGUGGCUGAGAAGAUGGACGAAGAGUUCGAAGCGGCCAUGGAUACGAAUCUUCGAGGAGUCAUCAACUGCAUGCGAGCUCAGAUCCCUCACUUAGGGAGGGGCUCUUCUGUAGUCAAUGUGAGCUCAGGCUCCGCCAUCAGAGGGAUUCUAGGCUUGAGUCUUUACUCGGCCGCCAAAGCCGGCGUAAACAAUCUCACGAAGACAGCGGCACAUGAAUACGGGCCUCAAGGCGUCAGGUUCAACGUGGUAAACCCAGGCCUCAUCUUGUCGCCCACCGUGCAAAAUCUGGGAUCAGAAUUUCCACGACGUCUUAUUGAAACCACUCCUUUGAGGCGUGCGGCCGAACCUGUGGAAAUUGCUCGAUCGGUGGCGUAUCUGCUAGGAGACGACUCCAGUUUCCAGACCGGUUGCAUCAUGAAUGUGGACGGAGGCUAUUUGACAGGAAUCGCGGCGUUCUGGGCCUAG